This is a messenger RNA of Paracoccidioides brasiliensis Pb18, 405 nucleotides long. RefSeq lists its product as uncharacterized. The transcript is spliced from 3 exons. The record is from RefSeq and is a predicted model, not a curated record. Gene Ontology annotation, cellular component: mitochondrial nucleoid. Bases 1 to 405 code for a protein of 134 amino acids. Gene Ontology annotation, molecular function: single-stranded DNA binding. Gene Ontology annotation, biological process: positive regulation of helicase activity; mitochondrial DNA replication.
AUGCGCGGUCUAACCACUUUCCGACCCCUCUUCCGGGCACCAAUAGCAACCCGGGCUUUUAGCACAACCCGACCAAAUGCCGUUGCACGCAUCAACCUCGUCGGCAACCUCGGAGGCCAGCCAGAACUCCGCUCCACUUCAACGGGGCGAGAGCUGGUGACCUACUCCGUCGCGACCAGCUAUGGACCCAAAGAGGAUCGCCAGACGAGCUGGUGGCGCAUCACAAGCUUUGCUCCUGAAGGACCUGCUAGAGAGCAUUUGCUCAGCUUGCCAAAGGGGACCCUGCUGUACGUAGAGGGUGACGCCAGCAUGCGCUCAUACGAAGACUCGGAUGGAAAGAAAAAUUCCGCCCUUAAUAUCACCCAACGACACUACGAAGUGCUUAGACGCGGAUCUAGCGAGUAA